CCUCCGGCGCUGGCCUUCGCAGCCGGGAAAGGCCGGGAAGAUGCUGGAGACGUUGCGAGAGCGGCUGCUGAGCGUCCAGCAGGACCUGAGCGCCGGGUUGAAGACUUUGAGCGACAAAUCAAGAGAUGCAAAGAAAAGUAGGCAAAGAACUGUUCAGUGUUUGCCAGAGUUUUCUGCUGGACUGGAAUUACUAAGCAGAUACGAAGAUGCUUGGGCUGCGCUUCAUAAAGGAGCCAAAGAUUGUGCAAAAGCUGGAGAGCUGGUUGACAGUGAAGUUGUGAUGCUUUCUGCACACUGGGAGAAGAAAAGGAGCAGUCUGGUGGAACUGCAGGAUCAGCUUCAGCAAAUACCAGGAUUCUUAGCAGAUCUGGAAUGCCUCACAGCAAGCCUAGCCCAGCUAGAGGCAAACUUUGAGGAAAUGGAGAAUCAUCUGUUGUGUCUCGAGGAACUAUGUGAACAGUGUGAAUUGGAAAGGUACAAAUGUAUGCAGACAUUACAGCUGGAAAACUACAAGAAAACAAAAAGGAAGGAACUGGAGACAUUUAAAGCUGAACUCGAUGCUGAACAUGCACAGAAGGUUUUGGACAUGGAGCACACCCAGCAGAUGAAGCUGAAGGAGCGCCAGAAGUUCUUUGAAGAAGCCUUCCAGCAGGACAUGGAGCAAUACCUUUCCACAGGAUACUUGCAGAUAGCAGAGAGGAGAGAACCCAUUGGAAGUAUGUCUUCCAUGGAGGUGAAUGUGGACAUGCUGGAGCAGAUGGACCUGAUGGACAUGUCUGACCAGGAAGCACUCGACGUCUUUUUGAACUCAGGAAGCGAAGACAAUAAUGUGCUGUCUCCCAUGCUGGGGCCCGACUCCAACAGCUACGUGAGCGAGAUCAGCCUGCAGGUGCCGAGCCAGUCGGAGUUGCGGCAGAAGCUCUGUUCCCUGUCCUCCACCUGCACCGACUCGGCCAGCCAGGACGCCAGCGAGGGAGAGUCCCCCGUGGUCCAGUCGGACGAAGAGGAGGUUCAAGUGGACACUGCCCUUGCUGCUGUAACUGAGAGAAAGGGUGCUUCAGAUGGCAGUGAUGAAAGUGACUCUCAGACUGUUUGAAUCUUAAAACCAUAUCCUUUGAGAAUGACUUCUGAAUGAAUGAACAAGUGAAUGAAGAGCUUGCCUGUGUAACGAUUUGCUAACCAAGCGUAACAGCCAGAUCUUUUUACUUAGUAAUACUGCCUUUUUACAAAAUUGCCAGUCAUGUGGAGGUUGGUUUUUAAAGAAAAAAAUAUGCCUAAAGCACACACACUUUAACAGUAGUCUUGGGGCUCAGGGGAGCAGUAAAACUGUUGUAUAUACUAUGUAUAAGAGAAUUUAAGGGGAAAGGUGGAAGUUACUUUGACCACUAACCUUUAAAUGGCUGAUUGGAAGUACUUAAGAGUUGAUGUGUAAAACUGAACCCAAAUUGUUCCUUGCAUGUUUUCAGCUGCUGCAACUGAAGAUUUAGGAUCCAAACCAAAAUGAAAAUUUAUUUUCUACUCUUUACUACCUACUGUCUGCCUCCUGCCUUUGUCUACUAAUGCAGCAGUGUCUACUGUUCUCACACUUCUUAUUCAGGACCAACUUAGUUAUAGGUGUUAAGGAAAAAAUAAGAAUCCAAGAAGGAGGAGAGAUGCAUAUGGAAAUGUUGCACUCCUUGUGAAGCAGGUAUCUUAGCAUUGUGUACUUACUCCUCUUUCAAGAUAAAAUAAAGAAUUUCUAUCCCAA
Messenger RNA from Melozone crissalis (California towhee), 1747 nucleotides. It is a transcript of the gene DTNBP1, whose product is annotated as dystrobrevin binding protein 1. Gene Ontology annotation, biological process: regulation of synaptic vesicle exocytosis; neuron projection development; anterograde synaptic vesicle transport. The transcript has 10 exons. Gene Ontology annotation, cellular component: plasma membrane; BLOC-1 complex; neuron projection. Lineage: Eukaryota; Metazoa; Chordata; Aves; Passeriformes; Passerellidae. The coding region runs from base 41 to 1096 and encodes 351 amino acids. The record is from RefSeq and is a predicted model, not a curated record.